AUGCGACAGAUGGAUAUCGCAGAGUUCAUCAGUGAGCAGCUACUGCAACGGAUUCAAUACGCGACUCUUCGGCUGAACCGACCACAUAAGAGUUUCGUGCUAACACUACUGGAUAUCUGGGGCGCCGACAACCGUCUGAAGAGGGUUGAUGUGUAUUUUCCGAAGGGGAUAGAUAGGACAACUCGCCGUUGGGCAAUUUCUGAGAAUAGACUUCGGACAUUCUCGCUCGUAGCUCCGGUGUAUUUUCAUGAAGUCGAUAUGCCAUCGGAGGGAAUAUUGGCGUUUAUUUGA
This is a messenger RNA of Aspergillus caelatus, 291 nucleotides long. RefSeq lists its product as uncharacterized. The record is from RefSeq and is a predicted model, not a curated record. The coding region runs from base 1 to 291 and encodes 96 amino acids. The transcript is spliced from 2 exons. Lineage: Eukaryota; Fungi; Ascomycota; Eurotiomycetes; Eurotiales; Aspergillaceae.